Molecule: messenger RNA, 453 nt
Organism: Penicillium malachiteum
Lineage: Eukaryota; Fungi; Ascomycota; Eurotiomycetes; Eurotiales; Aspergillaceae
Exons: 3
Coding region: 1-453 (150 amino acids)
Source: RefSeq, a predicted model, not a curated record
AUGGCAACCCCGCCCCCUGAGGCUGCGCCGGUGUUGAAGGAGGAGAAGCCUCAGCUUCCUCCUUCUCCUACUGGUGCCUCUGCCCCUGAUGUUGCGCCCACCAGUCGCAUUGCCUACAGUGCUACCAAUGAUGUGAAGAUGCACGGUACCGAUACUCCUACCGACAAGAAAUCUCCCGUGUUGAAUGGGAACGGACACCCCGCCGUCGCGUCUGUCACUAAUGGGACUUCAUCUGCUGCCACAUCUGCUGUCAUUCCAAAGCCAUCCGAUGCGGUGACGAUUCCUGCGAUGACCAGCAACACAGAGGAUAAACCCGCAAUUACUGAUGCGCCCGCAUCUACAUCCGCUCUUGAGUCGGGUCCUCUAGCUGGGGGCCUUGAUGGUUCGACUGACGGAAAGAUGGAGCUUGACGGUCCCCAGGAACCCCCCUGUGGCACAGCCUUUGAAGACUGA